Messenger RNA from Nelumbo nucifera (sacred lotus), 979 nucleotides. RefSeq lists its product as uncharacterized. NCBI's taxonomy places the organism in Eukaryota, Viridiplantae, Streptophyta, Magnoliopsida, Proteales, Nelumbonaceae. The record is from RefSeq and is a predicted model, not a curated record.
CCUUCCUCUAUCUAAAGUCCUCACAUCGUCUGGGACACGCUCUUUUCUCCUCUCCAUCUUACACUUUCCAAAGAAAACCCUCGACGACCUCUUAACGAUGGCGGCAUGGACGGCAGCGGCUCGUCAAGCAGCGUCUCUAACUCGUCUCUCCACCCCAACGUCGGCUGCCCAAGCCUCUAAGUUGAUCCAGCGGCGCGGUCUUGCAGGUGGUGGAGAUCAUCAUGGACCCCCUAAGGUGAACUUCUGGCAGGACCCUAUGAACCCAUCUAAAUGGAAAGAAGAGCAUUUUGUGAUUGUCUCUUUAUCUGGAUGGGGUUUACUUUUCUAUGGAGGCUACAAGUUCUUUAAUGGAGGCAAGAAGGACAAGAAGGAAGAGAAACCCGCAGAAGCAACACACUAGGAGUGAAGGACAACUUUUAAGCUGGUUUUAUCAUCUCGAAUUGCAGCUGGAAAUAAAGUAUGUGCAAGGACUUCAUUUAGGGAGAUGUGUUUUUUUUUCUCUGUAUCAGCAGUUCUCUGUGUACAUGACUUUGAUGAGUGAUUUGGCGUUAAAAUGCCGAGGGCCUUUUUCAUUUCAUUUCUUUAAUCAAAUUGGUUGGUCGAGCUCAGCACACCAAUGCACAUCUCGGUGUUUUAUCUUGGUAGUUGGUAAUAAAGCCAAGCAUCUGGCGUCUAUCUUCGCUGGUUCUUCCCAUAUCGAGAGUCGAGACACAGUGUGUGAUCGAGGGAUUGAGCAGCCUUCAGUCGAAAGUCGAAACCAUUGACGUGUUUUCAGUUUUUCACUUGUAAUGUAUUAUUGUGUAUCAGAUAGAAAACCGGGAGGAUCGGGUUUGGCUUUGUUUUCUUUGUUUGUGAGGUAAAAUGGAAGUAAAAAACUGUGGUAGGAAGGUUGUUUGUGUUUGGGAGGUCAAAUUAUUUACCCAAAGUUAAUUGUUUUGCCAACAUAAACGAUCCUCACUAAAGUUGGGCUGCUUUUUAA